CUCACUUCCGAAAGGGAAUCGAUGAUCCAGAGGAGAAUUAUUGUUCUUGAAAAUGAAAUCGAAACCUUGCAGUUACAAAUACAUGAGCUGCUUAUUGAAAAUACAGCUUUAAAGACAACAUCAGCCAACUCUCAGGAAAUGGAGAAAUACCAAGAAUAUUUAGCUAAAAAAUAUACUGACAAACUUCAAGAUAAAGAACUGAUUAUUUGCCGCUUACAGGAACAACUUGAUCAACAAGCAACAUAUAGCAAUGUAGACAUGGACCGAACAGAUGAUGAACGACUAGAUCAAGAUAAACCCCUGAUAUUAUUACCAAUAGAUGACGAUCUAAAUAAAGACCAGGUGAAUCAUGGAGAAGACAUAUCGGCUAAACAGCAAACAGAAAGAAGAUUAGUACCAGGCAAGAAGGAUAAAACUAAUAAAACAUCAGUUGAAGAAAUGGAAAGUGGUACAGAUAAGGUCUUCACUCUCGAUUUAAUGGAUAAGACCAAUGUACAAAGGGAUGGCAGAACAUUUAAAAGAAAAAGCUCAAACGAGAGUGAUGUUGAAAUGGAACACCUGAUACCAACUAAAAUAGCAAAACUAUCAGUUGAAAGUGAAAGUGAAAGUGACGAUAUCAAAGAAAAACAUGAAAUCCAGAAGAUACAGGCCAGAUUAUCUCAAGCUGUUAAUGACAUCAACAUUGAUCUAAUGGAAACCAUAUUAAAAGAACUACAGCCAGAUGACGUCAGAAGACUACAAGACGUCAUUAUAAGUUUAACCUGUCAAUCAUUAGAGAGAAGAUAUUUAUCACUUGUUAAGUGUUUAUUUAAUAAUAUUAUAAUAUUACAAUCUGAUGGUCAACUUGAUAUUAAUUUAAAUAUACAGUUAAUGACAUGUGCUAUAAAAUCAGAUUUUGUUGAAGGUAUUCAGUAUCUCUAUAGUAAGAAAUUAUAUUUACAGGUUGAACAUGACGAUAAAGUAUGGAAUGCUUUGUUAGAAUCUGUUAAGUAUAAUAGUUUCAAUAUUACUAAAUAUCUUUUAACCGUUUCUGAUUUAAAUCUCAAUCCAGACUCUGAUAAAACUAUAUUAAUGUUUGCUAAAUCUGGUCAAAUGUUGUCAAUUCUUUUAAGUAAUGAUCAAAUCAAGAACAUGAUUAAUUAUAAAUCUAAAUAUGAUGACGAUGGUGAUGACGAUGAUGAUGAUGAUGAUGAUGAUGAUAAUGAUGAUAGCGACAAUGAUUUUGAUGACUGUGAUUACCAAGGUUAUAAUCUGAAAUGA
This is a messenger RNA of Patella vulgata (common limpet), 1260 nucleotides long. Its product is annotated as chaperonin CPN60, mitochondrial-like. The coding region runs from base 22 to 1260 and encodes 412 amino acids. The transcript is spliced from 7 exons. NCBI's taxonomy places the organism in Eukaryota, Metazoa, Mollusca, Gastropoda, Patellidae. The record is from RefSeq and is a predicted model, not a curated record.